AUGAAGAAGAUGAUGGAACAAUGUGAGAUAGAUAGGAGUGAAUAUUUUCAUAUCGAGAGAGGCCAAGGAGAGAAAGAUGUGCAUGACCUCAAGAACGAAAUCACUGUAAUGGUGAACAAGAUUGAACUUCUUCAACUUCAUUGCCGAAAGCUUAUGGGGCAAGAUUUAGGUUCUUGUUCGGUGGAGGAGCUCAACGAAAUAACGAUCCAGAUUGAGAAAAGCCUUAUUCUUGUCAGAUCAAGAAAGGCUAAAGUACAUGAAGAUGAGGUAAAGAAACUAAAAGCGGAGAUUACAGGAGCGAGAGAGCUCUUGAACGAGAGAACUACGCUGCACGAAAUGUUUGAAGAAAAGUCCUUGUGGAUGCAGUCGCGGAGCCUAGAAAGUGAGAAGAAUGCAUGUUCCUCUGCUUGUGAAAACAUGAACAUAUCGGAAGUCGAAACUGAUUUGUCCAUCGGAUGGCCUAGAAGCCAAGUGUAG
This is a messenger RNA of Eruca vesicaria subsp. sativa (arugula), 477 nucleotides long. NCBI's taxonomy places the organism in Eukaryota, Viridiplantae, Streptophyta, Magnoliopsida, Brassicales, Brassicaceae. The record is from the annotation of a GenBank genome assembly.